Durusdinium trenchii is the source of this 1224-nucleotide messenger RNA. The record is from the annotation of a GenBank genome assembly. Lineage: Eukaryota; Dinophyceae; Suessiales; Symbiodiniaceae.
AUGGUGGACCUCAUGUUAGACCUGGACUUCAAGCACCGCUUCGCCAAGGUCUUCACCACUCUCUACCAUGAGCUGGUGCAGAACAGGGAAGGCAACCAGGACACCAACGAGCUGGGUGACUUUACCUGCCAAAUCUUCACGCGCCAGGACGUGACGUUGGAGCUGGUUCGGGAGAUGAACUUGCUGAAGACCCUGUUGAACUGCUUGUGGGACUUGCUCAGCCCCACGUUGUUGGAGGAUGCCCAGCCGCCGGUGUUCAACCACGAGUCCAAGACUUUUCGGGACCAUGAGAUCAUCCAGUGUUCCAUGGAUUUGCUCUAUGUCUUGGACCACGCAGAGGUAGCCAAAGAGAUCCUCCGCUCCGAGCGCGGCUUGCGCGAGGAGCUCUGGCAGGGCUGGUUGCGGAUCCUGGUGGCCAUGCAGGCCAUGAACCCUCACGUGCGGCGCACGGGAAGCCACGUGGAGUUCACCAACCCCUCCUGGGGCAACGCCUUGACCUUGCACACAGACCUCAUGUCGAACACAUGGCUCAUUCUGGAUGCCGUGGAGACCAAGGCGGAGCUGGAGCCCGUGAUGCGCAUGGCGCGAUUGGCCUGGCAAGAGCUACGGGGCUGGAUGCUGCAGGUGCAUCUGGCGGAAGGGAGGGUGGGCGCUGCUGCAAUGGAAAGUAUCGAUUAUGAGGUGGCCGCGGGGACCAGCUUUCAUGUGCCGGUGAACCGAGUUCUCGGCAUGCUGAUUCAUCAACUGUGUACCCGUGCUUCCGCCAGUGGCAAGGUCACCUCUGUGGAGCAGGUGGCGGGAGUCAUUUCUAUGCUGAAGACUGGGUCUUAUUGCGAGGAAUCAUCCGUGACUGGCGAAGUUUUGGCAGGCAACGCAGCAGUGGCUUGCGGAGACAGCUUCUUUGCGAAGACCUGCAGUGAGUUCGGGGUCUUGGAAAACAUGCAGCGGUAUUCGCAGUAUAUGCUCGACGACGGUUCUCAGCAGGAACAGCCUCAUGGGAGACCGCACUUGCCGACUCUUGCCCCACUAGUGACCUAUGAUGCGUUGAAGAGAAGGAUGGGAGCCCCUACAUUUACUGGCUCGCUUGCUUGCCUGCUCGAGCGCGAGGCGGCGGCGGAGCUCCAGCGUCUAGCCUCUCUGUCUCAGGCCAUGCUUCAUGGGGUGCCUUUGCGAUCUUCCACCCUCCGUGAGUCUUCAACAGCCAAAGCCAUUCGAAGUGGAUGA